CUGAAUAUGUGCAUAUGUAUAAUAUAUAGUAUAUAUAUAUUGUUAACGUAAUCCAAUUUUGAAACUUCCGUUAUCGGCUGUUGUCUCGCAGACUCGGGACUCUCUCUUUCUCCCCCCUUCACUCUCUCUCUAAAACUUUAUCUCUCUAGAGUGAAAUUUCUCUCUCUGCAUAUGCAGAAACAAGCCACUCGAUCUCUGCCUCUUCAUUCUCUUCGUUCUUGUCUUUAAAUUUUCAAUACAAUACACACACUAUAUUGUAUAUAAUAUAGACUAAUUAGCCGUUGUUUGUUUCGGUUGUUGGUGAAAGUAAAAAGGGCAAGAGAGAGUCAGAGAGAAAAGCAGAGCCAAAGGAAAUGCCGGUUUCUUUUCCCACCCGAUUUCCGAUCUUCUUGGCGUUCGCCGCCGUGGUUCUGCCGGCGGCAGCGGUGCUCUGUGGGUUCCCGGCCAGUCUCACCCUCGAGAGAGCUUUCCCGACGAGUCACAGAACCGAGCUGAGUCAACUCAGAGCUCGCGACAGCAUUAGGCACGGUCGAAUCUUGCAGUCUUCAGGAGGUGUCGUUGAUUUUCCCGUUGAAGGCACCUACGAUCCCUACCUUGUUGGGCUUUAUUUUACAAGAGUUCAAUUGGGUUCUCCUCCAAAAGAAUUCUAUGUUCAGAUUGAUACUGGAAGCGAUGUCCUGUGGGUUAGUUGCAAUUUGUGCAAUGGUUGUCCCACAGCGAGUGGACUCCAAAUUCAGCUCAAUUUUUUUGAUCCUUCGAGCUCAUCUACAGUUUCCAUGAUCCCUUGUUCAGACCAAAGAUGUGCUUUAGGAGCUCAAUCUUCGGAUUCUGGCUGUUCUACUCAGAAUAAUCAGUGCGGUUACACAUUCCAAUAUGGAGAUGGCAGUGGUACAUCGGGUUAUUAUGUAUCAGACUUGAUGCAUUUUGACACAAUUGUUGGGAAUUCAUUGACUACAAACACUUCGGCUCCCGUUGUCUUUGGUUGCAGCACAUCACAGACUGGGGACUUGACUAAGUCAGAUAGAGCAGUUGAUGGGAUCUUUGGGUUUGGGCAGCAGGGCUUGUCUGUCAUCUCGCAACUUUCUUCUCAGGGAAUUACUCCAAAGGUGUUCUCCCAUUGCUUGAAAGGAGAUAACGGUGGUGGUGGCAUAUUGGUCCUUGGUGAGAUUGUGGAGCCGAAUAUAGUUUAUAGUCCACUUGUCCAAUCACAGCCACAUUAUAAUUUGAAUCUGCAGAGCAUUUCUGUCAACGGGCAGACAUUAUCCAUUGAUCCAGCAGUGUUUACAACAUCUAACAACCGAGGAACUAUAGUCGAUUCUGGAACUACUUUGGCAUACCUUGCAGAAGAAGCUUAUGAUCCUUUCAUCAAUGCUAUCACACAGGCUGUUUCACAAUCUGUGCGCCCCCUUCUGUCCAAGGGAAACCAAUGUUAUUUAAUAACCUCCAGUGUCUCUGAGAUAUUUCCUACAGUUAGUUUAAACUUCGCUGGUGGUGCAUCCAUGAUUUUGAAACCUCAGGACUACCUUUUACAGCAGAAUUCCAUUGGUGGUGCUGCGGUGUGGUGCAUUGGCUUUCAGAAAAUCCCGGGUCAAGGAAUUACAAUUCUAGGAGACCUUGUUCUCAAAGACAAGAUCAUUGUUUAUGAUCUAGCUGGCCAACGGAUCGGAUGGUCUAAUUAUGACUGUGCAUUGUCUGUCAAUGUCUCCACAACCACGAAUGCCGGUAAAAGUGAAUUUGUCAAUGCAGGACAGAUUGGUAAUAGCAGUUCAUCACGAGAUGCAGUCUACAAACUGAUACCGAGUAGCAUCGUGGCUCUCCUCUUGCACAUAUCAGUGUUUGGCAGUUUCUCAUUUUUGCAACAUCUAGUCUAUGAGGUUUAAAACACCAUUUUUUGUUCCACUGUAUAGUGCCUUGCCUGAUAUUUAUUUGUUCCAAUUGGCAGGGAUGUGUUUUAUUAGUUGGAUUGCUGCUUUUUAUUCUCCCUCCAGUAGUCCACUGUUCCAAUAGACUUUUUAAUUUUAGUUUCUUUUAUUUUAUUUUUUUAUUUUUUGGUUAGAUGUGUAAAAUUACCCCUUUCUCUGUGGGGGUUUUGUUGUUAGCAUUGUACACUAGAUACAUACAGGAUUAUAUUAAUUACACUAAUACAAAAUUCUUGUUUUA
Molecule: messenger RNA, 2160 nt
Organism: Cornus florida
Lineage: Eukaryota; Viridiplantae; Streptophyta; Magnoliopsida; Cornales; Cornaceae
Product: aspartic proteinase 36-like
Exons: 10
Coding region: 354-1880 (508 amino acids)
Biological process (GO): proteolysis
Molecular function (GO): aspartic-type endopeptidase activity
Source: RefSeq, a predicted model, not a curated record